AUGUCGCUCCUCCGCCCCUUCUCCGCCCUCGACCUGUUCGAGUUCAACGCCAUCAACCUCGACGUGUGGACAGAGACGUACGGCGUCAGCUAUUACUUGAGCUACCUCAUGCACUGGGGCGACCUCUUCUCCGUUGUCGAGUCGGCGGGUGGCGACGGCCGCGAGGUCAACAUGAGCGCGGCGAGUGCGCAGGGCGGCACAAGCAGCACGGGUGGGUUCGGCGGCGGCGAGGGCGGCGGGCUCAUGGGCUACGUCAUGGGCAAGACCGAGGGUAGAGGGCGAGACUGGCACGGGCACGUCUCUGCGAUCACCGUCUCGCCACAACAUCGACGACUCGGGCUCGCGAGCAUGAUGAUGGACCUGCUCGAGAAGGUCAGCGAGCAGGAGGAGGGCUGGUUCGUCGACCUCUUCGUGCGACAGUCCAACAACCUCGCCAUCGGCUUGUACGAGUCGCUCGGGUACAUGAUUUAUCGACGAGUGCGAGGGUAUUACGGUGGCGGGCCGGGCGAGAAGGACGAGGACGCGUUCGACAUGCGCAAGGCCCUGCCGCGCGACCAAGAGCAGCUGUCGAUCCAGCUUCCAGGCGGUGCGACCGACGGACGAGACGUCGUCGUCGGGCCCGAGGACACCGUCUUCUGAGCGUGUGCAACGAUGAAUGUAUGCAUAAGGG
Molecule: messenger RNA, 670 nt
Organism: Rhodotorula graminis WP1
Lineage: Eukaryota; Fungi; Basidiomycota; Microbotryomycetes; Sporidiobolales; Sporidiobolaceae
Exons: 6
Coding region: 1-639 (212 amino acids)
Biological process (GO): N-terminal peptidyl-methionine acetylation
Cellular component (GO): NatB complex
Molecular function (GO): protein-N-terminal amino-acid acetyltransferase activity
Source: RefSeq, a predicted model, not a curated record